CCGCCCAAAUCCAAGAUGGCGUCGCCCAUGAGGGCAAUGAUGUUGGGAAGCCGAGCGCUGAGAUGUUUGCGGGUCACCGGGCUGCAGAGGAGCUACGUCACAGCCAGUGACAGGAGGGAUGUGACAUUUAAACUCGAUGAGAAAACAUCCCACAGUAGCCUGGACCUGUUCAAGAAGGACACAGGGGUAAUCUAUCGCAUACUAGGUAUUGACCCAUCCAAAAUCCCACAGAACCCUGAGCGUUUUCGAGAAUGGGCUGUAGUCUGGGGGACACUUCAAUAUCAAGCGGUCGCCAUUACUGGGAGGUGACAGUGAAGAAGUCCAAUGAAUUCCGCUUAGGUGUCGCAGAUGCAGAUAUGUCUAGGGAUGAAUGCAUUGGAGUCAGCAGCCGUUCUUGGGUGUUUGCCUACAGCCAUAAAAAAUGGCAUGGUAUGGUGGCAAAUAAAACCAUCCCCAUCACCAAUAUUGGCCAUCCUAGCAAAGUGGGACUCCUGCUGGACUAUGAUAAUGGGAAGCUAAGCCUUGUGGACUCUGAUAAGGGUUCCCUUAUCCACACUCUCAAUGCUGCGUUUCGAGGUCCAGUGUUGCCUGCGUUUGGUCUGUGGGAUGGAGAACUUCUAACUCAUUCUGGCUUGGAUGUUCCUGACAAUGUGUGA
Molecule: messenger RNA, 656 nt
Organism: Staurois parvus
Lineage: Eukaryota; Metazoa; Chordata; Amphibia; Anura; Ranidae
Source: the annotation of a GenBank genome assembly